CCUUUUUGUUAUUCCCUAGCUGUUUGCUAUAUAGCCCCACUCCACUGCCAGCCCCUGAAUGCAUAAAAAAGCUUCGCCAGUUCAACUGCUACAGCAGAUCGCCGUGGAACACCGCAGAACUCUGUCAAAAACGACUAACUUAUUACUAAAGGCUCCGCCAUGGUGGCAGACACUCAAGAACCCAUAACCAUUGAGAAUGGGGUGGCUCUCCAAGAGACCGGCAAGGAGAAUGGCGGCGGCGGCGGCGGUGGCACCGGAAUCAAACUUAAGCGUGAACUUGGGCUGAUCAGCGCCAGCAGUCUGAUCGUCGGGGUCAUGAUUGGAUCUGGAAUCUUUGUUUCCCCUACGGCUGCUUUUCAUCGCGCUGGCUCAGUAGGACUCGCCCUAGUCAUUUGGGCCGUGAGCGGUCUCAUCUCAAUGCUAGGUGCAUUGGCCUUCGCCGAGUUGGGUGGGGUUGUCCCUCGCUCUGGAGCAGAAUAUGUUUACUUCCAAGAGGCGUUCGGCAACAGGCACAAAUUCUUCGGACCAUUGCCCAGUUUUGUGUACGCAUGGGUGUUCGUUAUGGGUCUGCGACCUGCUGAAGCAACCAUUAUCAUUCUCGUUUUCGCUCAGUACACAUUCCAACCGUUUGAAGAAGCCUAUGGACAAGACUUGACUGAAGACCAAAAGUAUUACAUCACUAAAGGAGUCGCCAUGAUUGGAUUAAUUAUUAUUACCACCAUCAACAUCGUGAGCGUGAAGCUUUACAAUACGAUGCAAAAGCUGUUCACGUUCAGCAAACUGGCGGUCUGCUUUGCCAUCAUUAUUGGAGGCUUGAUUAGCCUUGGCCAAGGCAAGACUGAAAACCUGAAAGAACCAUUCUCUGGAGAGGCACCAUCAGUAAAGAACAUUGCUCUGGCGUUUUACGCUGGUCUUUGGGCUUAUGAUGGAUGGUCAAUGGUAACAACUGUUACUGAGGAAGUGAAGAGGCCAGAGAAGAACAUUCUGCGCAGUAUUUGCAUUGCUGUGCCCCUCGUCACUUGUGUCUACUGCUUGAUGAACCUGUCAUACAUGACUGUGCUCUCUGCCAAUGAAAUGGUCAAUGCCCCCGCCGUGGCAGUUUUGUUCGCUGAGAGAAUUUUCGGCUCAAUGAAACUUAUCGCCCCUAUUGGAGUUGCAAUUUCUACUAUUGGCUGCGCUUUGAGUAUGCAGUUUGGUGUCUCAAGAUUGUGCUACGUGGCAGCAAAGAACGGCCAAAUGUUGUCAGUUCUUUCUUAUAUCCAUCGCGAACGACUGACGCCCAUCCCUGCAGUUAUCCUUCAGGGAAUUAUUUCAUGCAUUUUCAUCCUAUCUGGAGAUGUAGCAAACUUGAUUGAUUUCGCCAGUUUCCUCAUUUGGAUUUUCUACGGUGGAGCCAUGAUUGCUUUGGUGGUGUUGAGGAAAUCUCACGCUGAUAUCGCGCGACCUUACAAGGUUCCUAUUGUAAUCCCUUACUUGGUACUCGCCGUUGCUAUAUUUUUGGCUGUUGUUCCUAUUGCUACGGACCCGAAUCCUAAAUAUUUGGUCGCUCUUGGAUUCAUAAUCACCGGUUUCCUCGUAUACAUUCCUUUCGUGUAUUAUAAGGUUCAUCUCUCAUGCGUUGAUACCGUCACUGAUUUUAUACAAAGGAAGCUCAAUGUGGUGCCAACCGACGACAGUGAAGAAGAAGAAAAGUAAUGAGGAUCGUAGCAGGCACUAUGACGACAAAGAGGAACAGUUUUUCAGGACAAUUUUCACAGAACAAACGUUCAAAGUGUGAUAUUAUUGUACAGAGAGUUAGCAUUAUUUGUGGUAUCACGAGAUGAUAUCAAACAUAGCUCAGCACUAAAAAUAUGUUGUUUGACUUGAUGCUCAGCCCGAAUGUUAUAUUUUUGUACCAACUUGUACGGUCUUGAAAAAUAAAA
Cloeon dipterum is the source of this 1922-nucleotide messenger RNA. RefSeq names its product b(0,+)-type amino acid transporter 1-like. The coding region runs from base 160 to 1695 and encodes 511 amino acids. The record is from RefSeq and is a predicted model, not a curated record. NCBI's taxonomy places the organism in Eukaryota, Metazoa, Arthropoda, Insecta, Ephemeroptera, Baetidae. Gene Ontology annotation, cellular component: membrane. Gene Ontology annotation, molecular function: L-amino acid transmembrane transporter activity. Gene Ontology annotation, biological process: amino acid transmembrane transport. The transcript is spliced from 11 exons.